Molecule: messenger RNA, 1353 nt
Organism: Strongyloides ratti
Lineage: Eukaryota; Metazoa; Nematoda; Chromadorea; Rhabditida; Strongyloididae
Product: G2/mitotic-specific cyclin-B3
Exons: 9
Coding region: 1-1353 (450 amino acids)
Biological process (GO): regulation of cyclin-dependent protein serine/threonine kinase activity; mitotic cell cycle phase transition
Cellular component (GO): cyclin-dependent protein kinase holoenzyme complex; centrosome; cytoplasm
Molecular function (GO): cyclin-dependent protein serine/threonine kinase regulator activity
Source: RefSeq, a predicted model, not a curated record
AUGACCUUACUAUUUGGCAUUUUAAAAAAAGAACUUCUUGGCAGUUAUGAAUUGAAGGCAGUUGGCAUUUCUUCUGUCUCUGUUAAAAAGGAUCGUUUAACUGUCUUAAUUUUUUUUUUCUACUUCCUACUAACCAACGUCAAGAUGAUGCUCAGAAGUCGUGCCAAUACUACUAGUGGGCAACAAGGUGGGGUAACAAAUAAUCAGGAGGCAAAGGCUUUGGGAGACAAAAAACGUCAGGCUACAAAAGAGGAUCUUGGGUUGGAACCAAAGCCUAAAAGAAGUGCUUUAAAUGAUUUAUCCAAAGCUAUUUCUAAUGUCGUUCUUAACAGCAAUAAAAAGGAUUCUCUUCAAAAGCCUGAUCUUAAGCGUGCUCUUCCUGUAGCAAAUUUUCAAACAAUUGAAGGAUCAUUAGAGAAUGCCAGAAAUUUAAAUGUUGGAAUUGUUAAAGAACAAGCUAUUACGUAUGAUUAUGACAAGGAAUGUGCUAAAGAUUUAUCUGCUAAUGCUAUCUUUGCCAAUGAUAUUUUUACUUAUUUGAAAUCAAGAGAAUCGAUGUUUAAAGUUGGUGAUUACAUGAGAAAACACAAAUGCAUUUCUCAUGCAGAUCGUGCUACUCUCGGAGAUUGGAUGGUAGAGGUUCAAGAGAGUUUUGAACUUUAUCAUGAGACAUUGUAUCUUGCAAUAAAACUUACUGAUUUAUACUUGGAUCGUGUUGAAUCAGUAAGAAAAGAUAAAUUACAAUUGAUUGGGUCUGCUGCAAUUUUCAUCGCAGCUAAAUUUGAUGAGCGUUCACCUCCACUUAUUGAAGAUUUCUUAUAUAUAUGUAAUGAUGCUUUUUCAAGAGAAGAUCUCAUCGAAAUGGAAAUGAAAUUCCUCCGUGUUGUUGGAUUUGAAUCUUUAACAGCACCAUUAAGCUAUUCUUUUUUGAGACGUUACUCACGUGUAAUUAAAGAAGACAUGGCUACUUUAUCUGCUGCUAGAUAUGUUUUGGAAAUUUCUCUUUUAUGGUUUGAUUUCUCCAGAGUUAGUGAAUCAAAGAUGGCUGCUGCUUCUCUUCUAUGGGCACUUAGGGUUAAAAAGAGGGGUGGAUGGAAUCCUAUUCUGACUAAGUAUUCAGGUUAUAAGUUGGAAGAUAUUGAACCGUUGAUGUAUGCCCUUAACCAUAUGAUUCAUAUGCGCUCAAAAUACCUUGGAAAAUUUACUGUAAUUUAUGAAAAGUAUUGUAACGAGAUAUCUACAGACCAACAGACCCUAUCAGAGUACCUUCCAACUGCUAAAUUUGUGAAUAAUACUUUCUUUUUAAGCAUUCUUUUGUAUAUUAAUACAAUGGCAGUAAUUGGAAUAUGUUAA